Molecule: messenger RNA, 282 nt
Organism: Rotaria sp. Silwood1
Lineage: Eukaryota; Metazoa; Rotifera; Eurotatoria; Philodinida; Philodinidae
Source: the annotation of a GenBank genome assembly
AUGUUCAAUAUAUGUUGUUCUUCAUGGAUUAAAUCAUUUAUUGGUGAUGUAUUUGCUAAGAAAGUAGGUUAUUUGGAGGUUGUUGAAUUAAAUAAUAUAAUUAUAUUAUUUCCACAAGUUAUUCAAUUAGCAUGGAAUUCUCAAAAUCCAAAGGGUUGUUUUGAUUGGUGGAGUUAUGGUUCGGUUAAUUAUACUAAUAAAUUAGGUUUUCAAAUGUCAGGCCUUAAGAAAAUGAUUGAUAAUGUACGAGCUAUCAAUAUUGCAUCAGUUUCCAAAAGGUAA